Molecule: messenger RNA, 761 nt
Organism: Thalassophryne amazonica
Lineage: Eukaryota; Metazoa; Chordata; Actinopteri; Batrachoidiformes; Batrachoididae
Gene: efcab1
Product: EF-hand calcium binding domain 1
Exons: 6
Coding region: 37-678 (213 amino acids)
Molecular function (GO): calcium ion binding
Source: RefSeq, a predicted model, not a curated record
UUGCCAUGGUGACUAAACGCUGUCAGGUAAAAAAAAAUGGCUGCUGUGAAAAACAAACUUUUACAAGGCCUCGCUGAAAACUUCUCAAAAGAAGUGGAGCACUUCAAUAAGACGGAGGUGGUCUGUCUGAUCCGAGACUUCAACAGGCACCUCGAGGACCAGACUGUCUCUGGGACCAGAGUUCUCAAGGGUUUGGACAGAGAGAAUUUCUUACACAUCCUGCACACCGUGUUUGGGAUGACAGAAGACACAAUGCUUAAUGGAGUAUUUAGAAUAUUUGACAAAGACAACGAUGGACUAAUUAGCAUGAAAGAGUGGAUUGAAGGAUUGUCUAUAUUUCUUCGUGGGUCCUUGGAGGAACAAAUGAAAUACUGCUUUCAGGUGUAUGACUUGAAUGGUGACAACUAUAUCUCCAGAGAGGAAAUGAUUCACAUGCUGAAGGACAGCAUGGUCAGUUGGCCCACAGAUGAGGACCCUGAUGAAGGAGUCAAAGACCUGGUGGAAAUUACACUCAAGAUGAUGGAUCAUGAUCACGAUGGCAAAUUGUCGUUUUCUGACUAUGAAAAGUCAGUGAGAAAAGAGAACCUGUUGCUUGAGGCUUUUGGAACCUGUCUCCCCAAUGCCACGAAAAUUCAGGCAUUUGAGGAGUAUACCUUUCAGUAUCCACCCAAACUGUAAAAUAGCUCUUGCACAUUUUCAAAUAUAGCCUCCUUAUUAAAAACGUUAGUAGCUAUGUGCACUAUACAGUAUGCAGCAUGUAC